UGUGGCGCGGGCGUACCUAAUGAAGUGUCCGCCGGGUAAUCGAUUCUCAUCGUAGGAAGUGUGCUACGCGACGAGCACUGGAUUCAAUGAUCAAAUUGUGCAUCACGUGCAGUGUCGCAGAUUCCUUUUUUCGUAGCGUACAGUUCUGUUGUGUUGAACUUUUACAAGCGUUCACUUCGGUUUGGAGUUGGAACACAAGACUUCUUUCGGUCCUUUUCCUGGAUUCAAGCAGCGUCCCAUGUUCAAGCUGCUGCUCACGUCGCAGUGCCGUACAAUCGGAACAAAGGCGCCGCCUCGUUCUCGAGCAACACUCGGGCCUCCUAUGCUACUGUACCGGUUGUUCCGCUUGAAGUUCGAGAACCGCCGAACGCAAAUCCGAACCCGAACGCUCACAACAACAACUGCGUUGAUAGAAAAUGGUCCAAUAUUGUAUUGUAUUGUAUUAGGCUAAUGCUAAUGCUAGUCCCUAAUGUUCUGGCCGCCUUCAAACAUUAGGGACAGCUACACGACGGUGUACCUAAUGGAGUGUCCGCCGGCUGUCCGACUCUCGACGACGUCUCUGUGGAGUGACGUCACGCCGGAGGAGCCGUCCGAUGACGUCACAGCCCUCAUCGGGAGACCGAGCCUCCUUUGCUCGUGUGCGCGCGUGCACACGCUCAGUGAAGUUUUUGGCGCACGGAGCCCUUGAAGAGGAGCCUCGCGGAAGGACUCGCGCACAUCGACCCGGACCCGGACCCGGACCCGGACCGAGCGUCAGGAGAGCGAGCGGGAGCCGACCCGGAUGAGCCAGCACCGACGCCCCCGGGCGGGCUCCGUGCGGGCCACCGGGAGCUAGGGGCCGCCCGGCCGCGGACGGCGGAACUCGGCCGUCAUGGUUCUGGGCAAAGUUCGGGCGCUGGCCGUGUGCUUCGACACGCUGAACGAGAGCGAGCUGCCGGUGUUCUCCGGCGGGGAGCUGGUGUCCGGCCGGGUGCUGGUGGAGGUGGCCGGGGACGUGCGCGUCCGCAGCCUGGACGUGACCGCGCGGGGGGUCGCCAAGGUCCGCUGGACCGAGUCGCGCAACGCCGGAGCCAACACGGCCUACGCGCAGAACUACACCGAGGAGCUGGAGUACCUGCACCACCGGGACACGCUCAUCGGCGACGAGCCAGGGGAUUCGUCAUCAUCGGCGGACGGCGGCGUGAGCGUGCUGCGCGCCGGCCUGCACGAGUUCGCCUUCAGCUUCCACCUGCCGCACAUGCGACUCCAUCCAGAUCUUCGCCGAGGUGGAGAACUGCUCCACGCGCGCGGUGGUGCCCAAGGCGGCGCUGUACCAGACGCAGACCUUCUUCGCCAAGGGCAAGGGCAAAGAGAUCCGGCGGCCCGUGUCGGACCUGCGCGGCGAGGCCCUGGCGCGGGGCCAGAGUCAGAGCUGGGACGGACGCGUGCUCAAGAUCCCGCCCGUGUCGCCCUCCAUCCUCGACUGCCCCAUCAUACGCGUCGAGUACGCCCUCGUGGUGUACGUGGACGUACCGGGCGGUCUCAACUUGUCGCUGUCGUUGCCGUUGGUAAUCGGGACCAUCCCGCUGCAUACUGGCGCCUCUCGUACCGCCAGCAUCAGCAGCCGCGGCAGCGCCUCCAGCUGGCUGGCCCUGGCGGAGCGCCCCGAGGCUCCGCCCAGCUACAGCGAGCUAGCCAUCCCGGAGUCGCACCGCCGCCACUUCCUGCACGGCGUCCCCGAGCGGGAACGGGAACGCGAACACGCCGGCACGGCGCUGCUCACCUACAUUACGGAGUUCCGAUACCUGCCGCCGCCGCUCUACGCCGAGGUGGACCCGUAUCCGGAGCCGGCGGACCCCGGGCGGCCCGACACGUGCCCGCCACGCUGAUGAGGGAAAACGUCGAGCUCAUCCGCCGCCUUCUCGCAUCGCUCAUACCGCCCCGCCCCCGACCGAGCCAGGAUCACGUGACCGCUCGACGGUUCGAUGGCCGGAGAUUCCCGACGGAGGGCCGCCGCCUUCCUUCCUUGCUUCUUCCACCGCCGCGCUCUUUGCACACGUGCACACGUCUGUAAACACGCCACCUAAGACCCCCGACCUCUAACCCACCUCACACACUCGCGCGCGUGCGCGACAGUUUGGAAGUCGGCAGCGAAAAAAAGGCUGACGUGGUUGUCGCCCGAUGCACUUCAACUUCAACGUGUGAGCGUGGCAAAGUCGACGUGCGGCGGGCGAAGCUCGAAGCACAAACGACCAACUGCAAAGAACCACAAGUCGCCUGUUUGGAUGUUUGCUCCAAGCAAAAUAUUAUUAUGCAGAAUAAUAGAGAAUCUUUUUUUUUUUACGACAGCGUCCAAAGAACAAAAAUAUUGAAAAAAAAUAUAAAAUGUUUACAAAAAAGAACUUCAUCAAACGUCCUUCUUGAAAGUUUGAGAGAUGACAAAAGUGCAAUAUUUUUCAUAUUUUUAUAUUUGUCCGUUUUGAGCACAACCUUUUCAGAUCUGUUGCUCUUUCCAUCUUAUGUGCUUUAUUAUUAUAUUAUUAUUGUGAUAAUCUUGCUGUCGUGUUCGACCUUUUUGAUAGAAAAAAUAAAAGUUCAUUUUAUUAAAAAAAUGUUCUCCUGCA
Phyllopteryx taeniolatus (common seadragon) is the source of this 2603-nucleotide messenger RNA. Its product is annotated as arrestin domain-containing protein 3-like. Lineage: Eukaryota; Metazoa; Chordata; Actinopteri; Syngnathiformes; Syngnathidae. Gene Ontology annotation, biological process: protein transport. Gene Ontology annotation, cellular component: cytoplasm. The record is from RefSeq and is a predicted model, not a curated record. The transcript is spliced from 6 exons. The coding region runs from base 872 to 2053 and encodes 393 amino acids.